Haliotis rubra (blacklip abalone) is the source of this 910-nucleotide messenger RNA. RefSeq lists its product as uncharacterized. The transcript has a single exon. NCBI's taxonomy places the organism in Eukaryota, Metazoa, Mollusca, Gastropoda, Lepetellida, Haliotidae. The record is from RefSeq and is a predicted model, not a curated record. Bases 10 to 678 code for a protein of 222 amino acids.
ACGUCUAAAAUGUUCCAUUUUGAGAAUGAAAAUCAGAACAACUUCAACUUGCCAUCUGGAGACGAUGAAAUUUCGGGAAAUGGGUUGUCAUUUUUGGAUGAAGAGGGGAAUCAAACGGACAAUAAUUCAACACGAAAGCGAAAGGUGGAUGAAGAAGGAUUCGUUCAUCCAACCACACCAGACAUCCCGAAAUCGUCUAUACGAUAUGGGCUCCCCUCAAAGCCUUUUGGGUUUGAAAAGCUUAUAAGCAAUAAUCAGGACAUACCAGCCGAAGGGAGAGGUAGACAGAAUUCCGAUUUUGAUGAAAUCGGCGGAGAAAGUAAUAAUGUGAGACGCGAUGAUGAUGAAUCGGUGAUUUCAUCGGAGGACACAAACGCUUCAGAAAACACUUGUGUUGGGGUAUACAACAAGGCUUCAGAUUCUGACAGUGAAGUUGACAAAUUGACAAAGAAUGAGAAAGUUUCUGAACUCAUUAAAGAGUUGUCUGCAGAUGCAAGAAUGGUUACUAAGCAAUUUGCCGAAACGUUUGAGGACUGUGAAAACUAUGAGACGUUUUGUGUAUCUCAGCUUGAUCAGCUCAUUUCAGAUGCAAUAAGAUUGGAAGAAACACUGAAAAAUCAGAAAGACGCUCUUCGCCAAAGACUUGGUUUUAUUUCCAGAACACUACAAGAAAUGUAGUUUCUUUGCACUGUGCACAUGGUGGUUAUGAGGGGUUUUAAAAAUAUGGAAUUACAACUGAAUAAUCAAUAUAUUUAUGUAAGAUGAUAGUGAUCGCUCAGUGACUCCACUGUAUUAUCUGUGUGUCAGCUACUUGUCAGACCACUAAGAGUUACGAAGGUUUGUUUGCGGUCUUGUGUUAAAGUUCCACAUGGCGUUGCUCGUUUUGAAAUUAAAGCUUCUUUCCUGAUCA